Molecule: messenger RNA, 219 nt
Organism: Phaedon cochleariae (mustard beetle)
Lineage: Eukaryota; Metazoa; Arthropoda; Insecta; Coleoptera; Chrysomelidae
Source: the annotation of a GenBank genome assembly
AUGUCCAGGGCAGUUUUUGUUAUUUUCAUGGUUGCGUUUGUGGGAUUCAGUUUGGCUCAAGUGAAUUUUUCGCCAAACUGGGGGAAAAGGGCCAUGAACCAAGGGGAUGCCAAUGAGAACAACAAUUGCAGGGAAAAUAUGGACACAAUCAUGCUCAUUUAUAAAAUAAUACAGAAUGAAGCUCAAAAACUGCUGGAAUGUGAGAAGUUCUCGAACUGA